CGAGGGACAAAAAAAAAAUACUCUUGCUGACGUCAUAUUCAGUUGCCGGAAGCCUUGAUCGGUCAUCGUCUCGGCAGUGAAAGAUGGCCGGGUUACUGAAGAAGACCACCGGCCUGGUCGGCCUCGCCGUCUCCCACAAUCCUCAUGAACGUCUGCGCAUUCUCUACUCAAAGAUCUUGGCGACGCUGCAGACCAUGCCGCAGGACGCCGCCUACAGGAAGUACACGGAGCAGCUGGUCAACGGGCGCUUUGAGCACGUGAAAACGGAGCCAGACGUCCAGAAGCUGGAGCAGAAAAUAAACGGUGGACAGAUUGAAGAAGUCAUCUUCCAGGCGGAGUGUGAGCUGACUCUGUCCAGGAAGAUGGCCGACUGGAAGCCAUGGGAGCCGCUGGUGGAGGAGCCUCCGGCCAACCAGUGGAAGUGGCCCGUCUGAAUUUAGUGCAUCUGUCAUACUGUGUGUUUGUGUGUGUGUGGGGGGGAUCUGCUUCUAAUAAAGAAAACUCCUGCAAA
Fundulus heteroclitus (mummichog) is the source of this 511-nucleotide messenger RNA. RefSeq names its product NADH:ubiquinone oxidoreductase subunit A5 (gene ndufa5). NCBI's taxonomy places the organism in Eukaryota, Metazoa, Chordata, Actinopteri, Cyprinodontiformes, Fundulidae. The transcript is spliced from 5 exons. Gene Ontology annotation, biological process: respiratory electron transport chain. Bases 84 to 434 code for a protein of 116 amino acids. The record is from RefSeq and is a predicted model, not a curated record.